Didymodactylos carnosus is the source of this 2102-nucleotide messenger RNA. NCBI's taxonomy places the organism in Eukaryota, Metazoa, Rotifera, Eurotatoria, Philodinida, Philodinidae. The record is from the annotation of a GenBank genome assembly.
AUGCAGAACCGUUCGUCGGUAGAUUACAUCGCUUCACAUUCAUUAAAUAAUGGAAUGCAUAAGACAAUAUUGGAAAUAAAUUCUAAUUUUCCAUAUCCAAUAAAUAAUUUAUGUAUACCAAAUAAUUUAGAUAAAUUUGAUUUAUCAUCUUGUUAUAGUAUAUUACGAAAUUUAACUGGAGAGAUACCAAAGAAGGGCCGGUGGGAUGAAAAUCUUAGUUCAAUGGAUCCAAAUGAUCAUUCAUUAGCUGCUAAUUUUAAUCGAUUACGAUUAAUACGAAAUGUAAAUUUUGGUCAUCUAAUUACAUUAAAGUUGAAUGACCAUGAUUAUGAUUAUUAUAAACAUGAACUAAAACGAAUAAUUACUGGUCUAUGUGAUGAUCAAAAUAUGAAAGAAGAUUAUGAAAAGAAAAUCGAUUCUGUAUUAUCGUCAUCCUAUAGUGAUAAAGAAAUAUUUAAAAAAUAUCGAGAAGAAAUAAUUGAUUUGAUGAUAGGACACAAGGAAGACUUAAUAAAGGAGAUCGAAAAAUUAGACAUUAAAGACAACAAUGAAUAUAAACAAGAAAUAAAAAGUCUUUAUGAUCUCUUAAAAUAUUCAAACGACAAUGAUGAAAUUAGAAAAAAACUAAAUGAAAUAAUUGAGAAUGAAGUAAUAACGUCAAUGGUAUCAACACUUGAUGAGAUAAGUUUAAGUCUAUCUGAACUUACAAAUCAAAAUAAAUAUUCAACAAUCGUUUCAGAAAUGAACGAAAAUAAAUAUGACAACACUAAAUUUGAUAAUUUAAAAAAGGAUAUUUUAGAUUUGAGAGAGGAUAAAACAUUAAUACGAUUAUCAAGCAAUGUACCAAAUGAAAGCAUAAGAAAUUUUAUACGAAAAGAAGCAUUAUUCAAGGAAAUAGAAGACAUAUUUUCAAAAUCAAAUAAAGAUGUUAUCAUUAGCGGUUAUGCUGGUUCGGGUAAGACAACACUUGCAUUAAAAUAUGCUCAUGAACAAAACGAUGAGAAUAAUAAAAUAGUUCGUUGGUUUAAUGCUGAAUCAAAAGAUUUUGUUUGGAAUGAUUACAAAAAUUUGGCAACACAAGAACUUAGAAUAGGAAAUGAAAUAAAUGAAAGACAAAUUAUUAUAAAUUUGGUAAAUAGUAGACUACAAAUAUUGGGAUUAAAUAUUCUGUUUGUAUUUGACAAUGCAAAAGAUGCUGAUGAUAUUAAUGAAUUAAUAAUAAAUUUACCACGCAAUGUUCAAACAAUCAUAACAACUAAAAAUAAUAAUUUGAAAGACAAUUUCAAGUUUGGCAACGGAUCAAAUUUAGAAAUGAAACCAUUUAAUAAAGGUGAAUGUAUUGAAUAUAUAAACAAAUUAGAUAAAAAGCGAACGUUUAGUCAGUUUCAAGCAGAAAAACUAAUUGAUCUGAUAAAAACAAAUGAAAAAGUCUAUCCAUUUAAAUUGUCAAAAGUGGUGGCUUUACUACAAAAGAAAACUUCAUGGACCAUACAAAAUUAUGAAGAAAAAAUACAAGAACAUGGGGAGAUAGAAGCAGAAGAGUAUUUGCUUAGAGAACUAAUAAACGAAUCACCAAAUGGAUGGAAAUUAUUACAGCAUUGCGUUUAUUUAGAUGAAAAUUUUAUAAGCAUAGAUAUACUAAAAGAAAUAUUAACAGAAGAAAACAGCCAUGCACGAAAAGGAUUAGAAUAUAGACUACAAGCACUGGAAAUGUAUCGAGAUUUAUAUGAAAGCAGUCACCCAGACGUCGCAAGAUUAUUGGAUAACGUUGGAUACAGUUAUGACAAACUAGGCCAUGCACGAAAAGGAUUAGAAUAUAGACUACAAGCACUGCAAAUGUAUCGAGAUUUACACAAAUUCAGUCAUCCAGAUGUGGCAAGGGUAUUGAAUAACGUUGGAGACAGUUAUGACAAACUAGGAGAUGCACGAAAAGGAUUAGAAUGUAGACUACAAGCACUGGAAAUGUGUGGAGAUCUAUAUAAAGGCAGUCAUCCAGAUGUGGCAAGGGUAUUGAAUAACGUUGCAUACAGUUAUGACAAUCUAGGAGAUGCACGAAAAGGAUUAGAAUGUAGACUACAAGCACUGGAAAUGUGUCGAGAUGU